AUGAUGAAUUUGACAAAAUUGGAUUUUGUCGCCCUUGACAUCUCUGGCAAGAACUACUUGUCUUGGGCUUUUAAUGCCAAGAUCCAUCUCGAAGCUCAGUACCUUGGGACAACAAUCAAGGAAGAAAACAACACAUCCCCACAGAAUAAAGAUAAGGCCAUGAUCUUUCUACGUCAUCAUCUCCAUCAGAGAUUGAAUGAUGAAUACUUAACAGUCAAGGAUCCCCUUGAGCUAUGGACAGGUUUGGCAGAUAUGUUCGCUCACCAAAAGACUAUUGUGCUCCCCAAGGCAAAUUAUGAAUGGACGCAUCUACGCCUUCAAGACUACAAUUCUGUGAUCGACUACAACUCUACCAUGUUUAGGAUCACCUCCCAAAUGAAUCUUUGUGGAGAACCUAUCACUCAGGAGAUGAUGCUUGAGAAAACAUUCUCCACAUUCCAUGCCUCAAAUAUGGUCUUACAGCAACAACACCGAGAAAGAGGAUUCACCAAAUACUCUGAUCUAAUCUCUUGUCUCCUGGUGGCUGAGCAAAAUAAUGAGCUCCUAAUGAAGAACCAUCAGUACGGUCUCACCUUACAGGAUCACAGCCAUUCCCUGAAGUGA
Rosa chinensis is the source of this 603-nucleotide messenger RNA. RefSeq lists its product as uncharacterized. The record is from RefSeq and is a predicted model, not a curated record. NCBI's taxonomy places the organism in Eukaryota, Viridiplantae, Streptophyta, Magnoliopsida, Rosales, Rosaceae. The transcript has a single exon. Bases 1 to 603 code for a protein of 200 amino acids.